AUUUUUUUAAAUACAGCUGUAGAUUCAUGCAUGACUGAUUCGAUCACUUUUUUCACCGAUCGGGUGCCGUUUCAUUUGCCAAAGUUUUAAGUUGCCAAAGUGUAACGUUUUUUGGUUUGUACUAAGUGUAAUUAGUCAUUUUGAAAUUAUUUGCAAGUUACCCGUAAACAAUUCAAGAGACAGUGGCGUUUUAAUCAAUUCUAAAUCCGAACUUACUCCGACGUCCGGUAGGAAACGUUUCAACACGUCUGAAAGCCAUAAUCGUACGUGAUGUUUUCGAAAGGAAGGUCGGUUGGAAGAAACGUCCAGUUCCUGUUUUGCUGUUUCCUCUCUAUAUAUAAGGCCAGUAAAGUAAGCAGCUAAAUCAAAAUCGGCAAAAUGCAAUGAAAACAACUUUCUGUUAAACUGAGAAGGUGAAGAUUCUUUCGUAUCUACUCGUUGCAAUGGAUUCAAGAAGCGCGGAAAUUAAUUGUGGUGCAUUGGAUGAGAAGUUGAACGCGGACGACGGCCUCGUAGUCCACAACAGGUGCUGUUUUCCUCGACGAUUCAAUCCAUGUAGUUUCUGGUCCUCGGUCUGCAGCUGGUACUUACGUCGUUUAGAACGCUUCUUUGGUUGGUUUGGUGCAGGAAUCGCCAAACAUCCACUGAUAACAAUCCAGAUAUGUCUUGUGUUCGUCAGUGUCUGUUCCGUGGGAUUUAUUUGGUUUGAAGCAGAAAACAGAACUGUAAAACUGUUUAUCCCCCAAACAAGCAAGGCCAUAGAUGACCUGGAAGCUGCCGAAAGAUACUUUCGAGUCAAUUUUCGAGAAGAAAUCGUCCUUUUGGUGGCAUCGCCUGGCCAUCCUAAUGUUCUAUCACCUGAGUGUCUGAGACAAGCCUUUCAAGCACACAACGCAGUCAUUGAAUUGGAAUCUUAUUCCGACUUCUGUGUCACUCUGUCGGGGAACCAAUCCAAGUCACCAGAAGACUGCGUUAUGAUCAACCCACUGGAAUUCGUGCAGUUCAACGAAACUUUAUUGCUUGACAAGGACAUAAAACAGGUCCAACAUGAACUGAGCAGAGCAUACAACAACACAAGCUUGAUCAUGCGAAAUGGUCGCCCUUUCUGGUUCAACUUUAACCGAAUGUUUGGCAAUGCUACUCGAAAACGUGGAAUCGUAACUGGCGCCAAAGCAUUACAAAUGGUGUAUCUGGUCCGUGACCCCAGUGACGACGACAUGAACGAGAAAGUUCUUAAUUGGGAGAAGAGCUUCAUUGACAAAGUCUCAUCGUUGAGAGAUGAUCUGUCCUGCUACGAAGUCCACUUCUCAAGUGAAAGAAGCCUUGACGAUGCCAUUGCUGAAAGUACUGGGUCUGACGUCACUUUGGUGUCAAUCACUUUCAGUAUUUCUGCAUCUACGCCGCCUUGACAGUAACCUUAUCAUUCCUGUUGAUUGUUACAUGCUUGGUGGCAAUUAUGUCCUACGACGUAAGAAGAAUCAAAUCCGGUCGCCGAGACUGCCUCCCAUUCUGCCUGGUGCCUAAACCAAAGGAGGGAAAGCCAGCCUGGGACGAACCUAUUAAACAGACGUCAAACCGAGCAAUGGAGUAUUGGGCCAAGUUCUUAACGCUUCCAGAGACAAAAGUCAUCGUUCUUUUGUUUUCAAUGUCACUGCUCGCAGCCGGAAUAUAUGGAGUAACCCAGGUGAACGAGACGUUUGACAGAAGAAUCCUAGCGAAGGAUGAAUCUUACCUGAAGCGAUUUUUGACCGCUCAAGAACAACACUUUGAGGUGUCCCUUGGAGUGAGCAUCGUUGAAACUGGUAGCGUAGAUUAUGAGAUGUACUCCACCCAGAAACACAUUAGAGCGCUUACAAACAUUGUCACGGAAAAUAAACAUUUCAGAAACCUAUCACUGUCCUGGAUGGACACCUUUUCUCGAUAUGCCAAAAGCGUUAAGAAAAACAUUACUGGUCCACAGUUUCUGCCUGAAUUAACAACUUUCCUUCGCAUUCCCGAGUAUUCUUACUUCAGCCAGGACUUAAAGCUUUCCGACGACGGUACAAGAAUAGAAGCAUCGCGUAUCAUGGGCUUUCUGAAGAACUCCGGCAGCUCCACGUUCCAGAAGGACGCAAUGACUUCAAUUCGCAAGGACGUAACUGAAAAGUCCAAACUGGAUGCCUUUCCAAUCGCUCGAUCUUUUAUAUUUUUUGAACAGUACGCUAUCACGUCCAGAGAAACCAUGAGGAACUUGAUAAUUGCAGCCCUAGCAGUGUUAAUUGUCACAAGUCCUUUUCUGGUGGACUUCACCGUGACGCUCCUGGUGGUUCUUAACUUUGCGGCCCUGAUAUGCGAGCUGUUUGGCUUAAUGGUCAUAUGGGACGUGUCAUUGAACUCUGUGUCAAUGAUUAACCUUGUUAUGGCUGUUGGAUUUGCAGUCGAUUACAGUGCACAUGUUGCGCAUGCGUACAUUACAUCAAACGAGGAAACAGCUAACAAGAGAGUAGUGGAGGCUCUGAGUACUAUCGGUGCGAGUGUUUUCAUGGGAGGACUCAGCACUUUCCUUGGAAUGGUCGUACUUGCGUUUGCCUCUUCAGAGAUCUUCCGAAUAUUCUUCCGAAUGUUCCUCGGUAUUGUCGUGCUUGGCCUUCUACAUGGAUUGUGUAUCUUGCCCGUUUAUCUGUCUUUACUCUGCUGGAGACCAACUGUUGUCAGACCACCCGCGGUGAGGGACACUGGUCUGGAUAUGGGCAGCAAAGUCCCUGGAACGGAUAGCAAUGGAGCAAAAACCAGCCCAAAAUUAUCAUCUGUCAAUGGAACAAAUCAAUGUGGUCUUCCCAUGAGUGUAUCGUUGAAGCCACCUCAGGAGAAAACCGAGCCGUUAGACAACGCCAACCUAGCCAACCAGAAGUUUGAAAACGAAACAGUUAAUGCUCAGCAUGAAAAGAGAGAUGCUAUCGAGAUUGGAAUUCAAAACAUUGGGGCUGAUGCGGAGGGAGACGAUUCUGAAAUGAAAAUAACAAUAUAGUUUUUGUUCGGUCAAACGAAUCCAUAGAAAAAUAUGAACAUGAUAUGGCAAGAAAAGAUUUAGCGGCAUGCUCGGAAUACUUUGAAACCUCAGGGCGAUGAGUUACCAGGAGAGAGCCCCUUGUUCAUGCUUAAUUACCUUGUAAUCAAAAUUUUUCUUCUUUCCACAAUUCAACUAUAACUGCUAUGAAGUUCAAACAGCGUAGGUGACAGAGCAGUGCAAGAGAUAAAAAACAGAAAUUUGAACUUGUACACACUAAUCAAUUGGCCGAUAUCCUGACAUUCCAAAAAGGGUUUAUUUUAACUUCUUCAGCCCGAUCUCACAUCUGGAGAGGUGGGUUGUAAAAUGUUCACAUCAUCGCAAUCACUUGUAAUAAUCUGAGGUCAAAGUUAGAAGGGAAUUCCUUGUCCAUUGAGGUCAAAGUUUUGGAAAAGAUGAAACUUUAAAUUAGAGAAGGCAAAAAAAAAAUAUAUUUAAAGGUACAUUCAUCAAAAAUAAUCUAUAGUGCGAGUUUUGAUGUUUAUUUUUCUCUUCAUGUUUAUUAACGAUUUGAGAGAUACAUAUUCCGCAUGGCCAAUUUGCAGACUGACCUAAGAAUUAGAUUAAUUGUGUAACAUUGUAUUUGAUAAACGUCCUUGGAAGACAAAAGCUAGUUUUAGUUGAGAGUUUUGCGUAUCUUACUAAUUCCUAUGUACCCUGAACAACAUAUUGCAAACAGAAACCUGAAGAGAGCAAUUUUCAAUCAAGACUAAUAAGUUUUGCCCUGCCAUCGACGGAGAAAAGUCGCACAACACUCUAUCCGGCGAUGAAAGUCAAAAACGUUUUUGCUAAGUCACGUUUUCCCGCGCUAUUGGCUUGAAGCUGUGUACACGUGUAUGCUUUUUUAUCGCAAUGCUUUUAACUAUAUUUACCUUUGUUCUGACCACUGUAAUUACUUUCUGUACUUUUGUAAAUCGUUUUAUACGUUUCAUAAAUUGUUAAGAAAGAAACG
Stylophora pistillata is the source of this 3998-nucleotide messenger RNA. RefSeq names its product patched domain-containing protein 3. NCBI's taxonomy places the organism in Eukaryota, Metazoa, Cnidaria, Anthozoa, Scleractinia, Pocilloporidae. Gene Ontology annotation, cellular component: membrane. The record is from RefSeq and is a predicted model, not a curated record.